AUGCCGGAUUUCAUACAAAUCAGCUCAGGAGAAGGUCUAUAUGUACCCGGCUUUGGAACCUCAUGUAUUCACACAAAAAAAGACAACUCAAUACAUACAAUCUUGCUAGUCACUUCUUCUUACCAUUCUUGCAAGCAACUAUUCAGGAUUGGCCUGGAGUUAACCCACCAAUCCGACACUUGCUCUGGCUGUCUAGCUGAAAAGCCCUUGGAGCAGUUCAAAAGCAAAACUGGCAAUCGCACAUUCAAGACUUGCUCUACGUGUCGUGAGAAAAGACAAGAUCAACGAACUGCCAAAAGAAAGAACAACGAAGCAGACGUCUCUGAGCCUCCAGUUGAGGAUACUCAUACUAUCGAGGAGAGCCAACAGGCUAGUACCUCGUCUCCUGCUCCCUCUUUCCAUUUUCGAGGUGCUCAUUCCCAGGACACCUCACAAGUUGCUGAUGCUCGUCGGCGUAGAGAGCAAGAUCGACGUGCUCAUCGUGCUGCACGACGGGCUGGGGAAGACGUGCCUCCCACUCAGGAUUUGGAUACGUACUUGCUGAGCAAGAGCAAGAAAUUCCCCCUUCUGCUCAACAACCACUCCCAUCAACUCCUCGGAUGGAGAGUCAAGUUUUGUCUACACCAGAUCCCCUCGCUAUCACGGUCCAGCACCAGCUCUCUGCCACCAUACCGAGGCCGCGGCAGUCAUCUUAGUUUUGGGCCCCAAAUGACGCCCCGUCGGACGCUCCUUUCGAAUCACUUUAUCUGUACAGCAUGCCAUAAACCACGACAUCCGAGCCGUCGUAUCGCAGAAGGCGUUGAUACUUGCCAAUAUUGUCAGGAUCUAACCAUUCCCGAAGACCAACAAUACCAAGUUUGUGUCAGUGGAGACCAUGAACCCCCCAAAUCCGCCUUCAUUGAUGACCACGGGAUCGAACAUGAUAUUUCCAAUUCGUGCCUCACCCAAUUUGUGACCCCUAUGGAUACUGACCCUUCGUUUCACCCUAUUAGUAGCGCGGCGAGCAGCCAACCCCGGCGCCCACGUGAAACUAACCGCCGUGCAUCAAGAACUAUUCCUCGUCACGAUCUGAACCAACCCGAUCCUCCAUAUGUCCCAGGUGACCCCGGCAGCCUUAGUCAACCUGCUUUGACGGAAACCGACUGGGGGUAUAUUACUGCAUUCCAUAAUGCUCUACAGCAGCAUAGAAUGGAGAGGUGCAUUGUCUGCGAUGAGAAAUGGUUUAACAUGCGACUGACAUCUGACAAUAUUUGUGCACGUUGUGUCAAUGCUGAUAGAAACCAGGAUACCCCUCUGUAUGGUGUUGCGAAUAACUUGAAUCCUGGUGAUAUGCCUGAUCUGCCCGAACUUUCGCAAACAGAGGAGAUGCUUAUUGCCAGAGUCCAUGUAUUCGUGGAAGUCCGUCGAGUUCGAGGGCAGCAAUACAAGUAUAGCGGGCACGUCGUUAAUUUCCUGAGAGACACGGCACGCGUUUACAACACCCUCCCUCUCCUUCCUAGGAACCUCGAAAUCAUCUUGCUACGGCCAGCCAACGCUUCCACGGAUCCUCGUCUACAAAGACAAUUCAUUCAUGACUUCCGUGUUCGCCGAGAGCGUGUCCUCAAAUGGUUGUCAUUUCUACGCCAAAACCAUCCCGGAUAUCGAGAUAUUGAAAUCUCCACCGCCGCCCUCGAGCUUCUACCACUAGACGGUGAUGUUGUAGACCAGGUUAUCAAUAAGUCACUUGAUCCAGUUCAAAUAAGUGAUAGCGCUGAUACGGAGGUCAUUGAACCUCCAGAAGUAUGUGCAGUGCCAGAUCUCCUUGCUCAAGAGGAUGAAAUGUCCGCAAUUCGCAACCAAUUGCAGCCUGAGGAGUCUUGUCAACAACAUAUGGAAUUUCCCCCCUUUAGAUCAACGCCUAUUGCAGAGUUUACACGCAGUCAGCCACUACUGUCAUGGGCGUUCCCGGCUCUUUUCCCUCGUGGGGAAGGAGAAUACAUACAUCCACGACAGCGGACUGUCAGCUUUGCUGAUUAUGCAAAACAUUUGAUGAAGUUUCAUGAUGGACGUUUUGCCCGCCAUCCACGUUUCCGCUACGUUGUUUUCAAUACAAUGAUGAGACAACAGGCCAACACCAAAGCUAGCUUUUUUGUCAAGCAGAAAACCAAGGAUGGGCGUGAGAUUACUGCAGAUGAUUUACGUCUAGCUUUUGAGGAUGACGCUCCAGAAGGUGAAGCAUUACUUAACUCGAUCACUCGCCGAUCUGGGACGCUUCGGGGGACACGUCCUUUUUGGACAAGCAAACACCAACACCUCAAAGCAAUGGUGAAGAAUAUUGGCCCUUCACACCUUUUCGUGACUUUGUCCGCUGCUGAUUUACAUUGGGCUGAUCUCAUGCGACAUCUCCCGGAUUUUGAGCAAUGGAAAGCAGGUACCAGUUCAGAGCGGAUUCAAAUUGCACGCGAUAACCUUCGAGACAACCCUCACAUCGUCGCUCAAUGGUUUUCAUUCGAUACAAUACAUUUCGAAAAGAGGUUUUGGACAAAAGAUUCAAUGUCACUGAGAACUGGAAUCGCUUCGAAUGGCAAGGACGUGGCUCGGUACAUAACCAUGGUCUAUACUGGGUUGACGGUGCUCCCAAUUCAGAGGUCGAAUCUUUGUCCCUCGAACUUCGUCAAGCCUUCGCUAACUUUUGGGGAAAACACCGUCCGUAACUGUUCGGCAACUGCUAAUCGCGUCGAAAGACAUAUUUGUAGCGAAAAAUAUGGUCUCCGGAAGGAAAAGGGGUCGGACGUUAUAUCCUGUCGCUUUCACUUUCCGCACGAACUACGGACAGAGCCUUUUGUUGACCGCGCUCCAGGGCACCAAUACUACCGUUUCUAUCCCAUUCGCAACGAUGCAAUGAUAAAUGCUUGGAAUCCCUGUAUACUCAUGGGAUGGUUGGCCAAUAUCGGUAUCGCACCAUGUACCGGGAGCAAAGCCCUGUUGGAUUACAUUGCCAAGUACGCGUCAAAGGCUGAGAAGAAAACCGAGUCUUACAAGGAUACGAUGAAAGGCUUUUUACCUAAACUCAAUCCUCAGAACCCUUUUCUUCUGCUUCGAAUCUGUAUCAAUGUCGACUGUCGCCCUGAGGAGGUUCAUUCCGCCGCAUUUGUUCCCGUUGAGCCCGAGAUUGAAGGUGAUGAAACCGUCCAGCGAGGACUUUCACCAUUGGAAAAAUAUAAACGCCGUUUUCCACUGUUCGAAGAUUUAUCUUACUUCACCUUCUUGCGUGAAUUUGAUUUCCGGAAUUGGAGGCAAAUCUACAAGCGUGAUGCCCCGGCUAGGGUCCUCAACUAUUUCCCGCUGUACGAUUCGGACAAGCAGCCUGAAGACUACGCGCGCGUGAAAUUAAUGAUGCACCACCCCUUCCCUGAGAUCAAGGACUUGCUGGAGAUAGACGGUGACAUAUUCGAGUCUUAUGCUGCUGCGUAUGAAUUUUGCAGUUAUGCCCAUGUUCAUGAGGAUGAUUUUUAUGACGAGGUCCUUACUCAUCCGGAAGCAACUCACGAGGAUUCAGACUCAGAGGACGAGGAAAUGCCGCAGUCAUGGGAGGCACUGGCUCGACAGCUGCCUAAUCGAGAUGACGCCACGAGAGUUGAAGACCCCGAUAAUAUUGGAGAUCGUACGGUUGACAGAGAGAUGGAUUGGACUCCACACGUUGGUCGUCAUUCGGAACUGGAGGAUAACUUUUGGAUGACGUUGAAAGCCGACAAUCCUGCCGACAUGACCGUGGAAUCCUCUGCAUCCUAUGAAGGGCUUGAGAUCAAACAGCGUCAAAUCUAUGAUGUAGUCUGUGGUCAUUACCAGAUGCAACUAAAUGGAGAGGAUCCUCCCCAUACACUGAUCAACCUUGACGGUAGAGCAGGGACUGGAAAGUCUCAUGUUCUAAUGUUCAUCUCCGCUACUCUAGAUCGAAUAGCAGAAGACGCUGGCCUCGAGAAGUCACCCGUCAUCCGUGCAGCCCCAACAGGUGUGGCCGCAUACAAACAUCACUGGCUAUACACUUCAUUCGCUAUUCCGUCUUCCAAUCGGUGUAGGUUAAAAGGCUAUCUUACUCCCGAGAACCGUCAAGCCCUGCAGGCAAUAUUUCGGGGUGUUAGUUGGCUGAUCAUUGACGAAAAAUCUAUGAUUGGACUCAAACAGGUUUACUACAUGAAUCAACGGUUGCAGGAGAUAUUUCCAGCGUCAGAUUCCGAGUCCGUUAAACCUUUUGGAGGUCUUAAUAUAAUACUGGCUGGCGACUUCUAUCAGCUUCCUCCUGUCGGCCAGAGAGCUCUGUAUUACAACAAGAAACUAGACAACCUAGAGGAAAUCCAUGGACGUGCUCUCUAUCACGAUUUUCGGUCAACAAUCGAACUUGAUGUCAUACGGCGCCAAGAGGGAGCUGAUCCCACCUCUAUUGCAUUCCGUGAUGCUCUAGAUCAUCUCCGCAUUGAUCAGUUGACGUUCAAGGACUGGGAGCUGCUUUGCACACGCAUACAGGCAAUGAUUCCGACAGAGGCUGUCAAUUUCAAGGAUGAUAUCCGACUAUACUCCAAAAAAGCAGAGGUCCGUGAAUACAAUCACAAGCAGCUCCGGGAUAUAGGGAACCCUGUCCUCCGAAUCCUAGCAACUCACCAGGGCUUAAAGGCCGACAAAGCUUCUACUGAAGAAGCUGGCAAUCUGCAUUCGGAAAUACACGUCAAUAUCGGAUGCCGUGUCAUGUUGCUAGAGAACAUAUGGACACAAUGUGGGCUUGUGAAUGGGGCUAUUGGUACGGUUAUGGAUGUCAUUUGGCAUUCCAAUGUUACUAACCCUCGAGAGACCCCUCCAUUUGCUCUUCUUAUUCAUUUUGAUACAUACAAAGGUCCUGAGUUUUGCACCGUUGACGGCAAGAAAGUUGUGACAAUCUUUCGUUCGAAGAGAGACUUCGCCAUAAGCAACAUCAACUGUUCAAGAACGCAGUUUCCAAUAACUGUGGCUUAUGCCAUUACCGUUCACAAAUCCCAAGGAAUCACUGUUCCCAAGGCUGUUCUAAACAUCUCUGAAAGGGACUUCGCUGUUGGGCUUACAUAUGUAGCCUUAUCUCGUGCUAAAAAUUUAGAUGGCAUCAUGUUUGAAGAACCGUUCGACUUUGAAAAGUUCAAACGAAGCAAGCCUAAUCCGACUAUGGUUAUGAGACAUGAAGAUGCGAAGCGACGAGCAGAAGAACAUCAUGACUACAUUCCACUUCCGCCUCAACCUCCAUCUGUGCCUCAAUCACAAGUCCUAACUAUCGAUCUGCCAAUUCGUACAUCGUCACCUCAGCGAGAGACCUCUGUCAUCCCGUGGGCCUCAUCGCAGACUCCUCCCGACGAUGAGACUGACGACGAGCUUGCCUAAUUAUCGUCCCCGCCGCCGCCGCAUCGUUGCAUCGUCCUUAC
Molecule: messenger RNA, 5423 nt
Organism: Talaromyces stipitatus ATCC 10500
Lineage: Eukaryota; Fungi; Ascomycota; Eurotiomycetes; Eurotiales; Trichocomaceae
Exons: 6
Coding region: 1-5382 (1793 amino acids)
Biological process (GO): telomere maintenance; DNA repair
Molecular function (GO): DNA helicase activity
Source: RefSeq, a predicted model, not a curated record